AGUCAAAGUUAGUAGAACCAUUUUCUUAUCAGAGUUACUUAGCAGGAGUUUCCAACCUUGUACAAAAGAUAAACAUCUAGGCAAGAAGCAUAAAAAAUAUAAAUAAAUAACAACGAAACAAAACACAAUGUGUGCACUCUAAAUGCUUCUGUAAUUCAGCCACUUUUCAAAAGAAUAGUUGUGUUUGAGAGACUAACUCGCAAUCAUGCUGAUUCUGGUGAUAGUCAGUGUUUUGGUUAAUUUAUGCGCAGCUGACACCCCCUGGGGAGAAAGUCUGCUGAGAAACAAUAGAGCUAUUUGCGGCACAGAGCUCUUCGCUUGCCAUGAGAAAUGCAUACAGAAAGCUUUUGUCUGUGACACAAUCAACGAUUGUUCCGGAGGCUUUGACGAACAAAACUGCCCGACUGACUGUUCCGGCCCGAACCAGUUCAAAUGUGCGAACUCCCAGUGCGUUCCUCAGAACUACAGGUGCGAUACUCAGAACGACUGUGGCGACAACUCGGACGAGGCCAACUGUGGCGGUACAUGUGCAUCGGGCUAUCAAAAGUGUGAGAGCGGGUACUGUGUGGUGGACGCCUGGAUGUGCGAUGGUUAUGACGACUGUGGGGACGGCACAGACGAGAGAAUCUGUACUGGGCUCACCUGCAACGUAUUCCAGUACACUUGCGCCAACGGGAAAUGUAUUCCAAAAACAUAUAAGUGCGAUUUCGAAGACGACUGCGGCGACAAAAGCGAUGAAGUCGGGUGCACCUGCGACAGCAAUCACUUCCAGUGCCCUAAAGGGGGCUGCAUCCCCGGGGAGUACAAGUGUGACGGGGAGAACGACUGCGGCGACAUGGCGGACGAGAACGACUGCCCGACCAUCCACCCCGGCGUGUGCAUCGACAUGAUGACCUUCGAGGACUGCCUGCGGAUGAAUACCAGCACGUUUCCGAUCUGUUUUGAACAAGUGGAUGCCCACAAGUACUGUAGGAAGUUCUGCGGCUUGUGCACCUCCUAGAUACCUGCGCAACGAAAAAAUUACUUUUGCACACCCCUAAUUUUCAUUGCGUUUAUUGCACUAACAUUAUUGUGCAGCUUUGUUUCCUUGAUUGCAGACGAUAUCAAUAAACACUCCCAAAUAUCUACUUCUAAAGUAAAAAAUGAAUCCAUGAUUGAAUUUACUUGCUUGCGUCUUCGUGUUUAUUAAUAAACAAGUUUCUACCCACCGGCAA
Molecule: messenger RNA, 1214 nt
Organism: Biomphalaria glabrata
Lineage: Eukaryota; Metazoa; Mollusca; Gastropoda; Planorbidae
Product: low-density lipoprotein receptor-like
Exons: 5
Coding region: 206-1000 (264 amino acids)
Molecular function (GO): protein binding
Source: RefSeq, a predicted model, not a curated record